UCUUGUAGUCACUGCGGAACAGAUACAACUCCUUUAUGGCGAAGAGCUCCCAAUGGUGAUACUAUUUGCAAUGCUUGUGGAUUAUAUUUGAAAACAAAACAUACUAUGCGACCUUUAUCUUCAAUAUCGACAAUUCACCCCACGAAACAAAAAGUGGAAAGUGCAUCUGGACAAUGUAAUGGGCUUGGUGGAUCUGCUGCUUGUGCUGGAUGCCCAACUUUUAACAACCAACAUCUUCGAAAACAAGAACAACAAACAGAACUCAUGGUUUGCUCCAACUGUCGAGUAUCAAUGACUCCUCUAUGGCGAAGAGAUGAUCAAGGCAACACCAUCUGCAAUGCUUGUGGUCUCUAUUACAAACUUCACAAGGUACAUCGUCCUGUCAGUAUGAAACGAAAUGUCAUCAAGAGGCGGAAACGGGUU
Halteromyces radiatus is the source of this 423-nucleotide messenger RNA. RefSeq names its product iron transporter biosynthesis regulating transcription factor. Gene Ontology annotation, molecular function: zinc ion binding; RNA polymerase II cis-regulatory region sequence-specific DNA binding; DNA-binding transcription factor activity, RNA polymerase II-specific. The annotation marks the transcript as partial. The record is from RefSeq and is a predicted model, not a curated record. NCBI's taxonomy places the organism in Eukaryota, Fungi, Mucoromycota, Mucoromycetes, Mucorales, Cunninghamellaceae. Gene Ontology annotation, biological process: positive regulation of transcription by RNA polymerase II; negative regulation of transcription by RNA polymerase II. The transcript is spliced from 2 exons.